Trichoderma citrinoviride is the source of this 1112-nucleotide messenger RNA. RefSeq lists its product as hypothetical. Lineage: Eukaryota; Fungi; Ascomycota; Sordariomycetes; Hypocreales; Hypocreaceae. The coding region runs from base 181 to 960 and encodes 259 amino acids. The record is from RefSeq and is a predicted model, not a curated record. The transcript has 7 exons.
AAAAAAACAGCCCAUUUCUGGUCCCCCGGAAUUCUCCCGCACCAAUCAGGCCCGGCGAAUUCCACACUUCUUGGCCGAUUCUGCGGCGUGCACCUUGUCGAAAAUCUCACGGAAAGCCGAUCAAGCAAAACCUGUCUCUCUACAAUCUCGGCCUCUCUUUGAGCCUUGACUCUUGACAAAAUGGCGUCCCGGAUAGGACCUCGGAGCGUCAAGGACGCAACCAGAUUCACCUCCACCAUACCCCACGCCACCUCAAAGUCUGCCACUUCUGCCGCGACUCCCAGCGCCGCCUCCAGGAUUCCCGGCGAAACGCCCGAGCAGAGAGUGAGGCGAUUGAGGCAGGCGCAUCUGGCGGCGCAAAGGGCGCAGGUCAGCAAGGCGGACAAGGUCAUUGAUGCGUCAAGGCGCUUCUUCGAUGUGGCCCACAGGUGGACGGUGGGGGGCCUUGUCAUGUUCACAGUCGUCGCCGGCGUCGUCAGCGUAUACUCCGUCUGGGACAUGCUCCGCUACAACCGCGCCCGCCGCGCCGAAUGGAUCGAGGCCCAGCGCAAGUUCGAGGCCGACGAGCUUUCCACCGCCCGCCUGGCCUACCUCAGGGGCGACGCAACCGAGGAGCAAAUUGCCCUCGUUGAGGAGGCCAACGCCGAAGCCGAGGCAAAGGGCGUCAAGCUGCCCCCGCUGCUGUCACCGCCCGAGCACCGGACGCAUUUCGAGGAGGCCGUCAAGCCUGCUUUCAACGCGGGGAAGACGGCCGAGGGCAAGGGCAAGGGCUUACUUGGCUUCCUUUGGGGAGGUAGCGGUACCGACAGCACCAGCACGGAGAACAACAGCGCAAGUGCCAUUGUCAAGGAUGCGUGGGAGAAGGAGAAGGAAAACCAGCGAAACGGAGGCAGCUUGGAUCAGCUCGGCCUGGAGACGGGGAGCGCCUCACCAGAGCCCAAGAAGAAGGGCUGGUGGUGAGCUCAUCGCCGGCGGCGGAUGAAAGAAGAAAAGGAAGAAAAGAGAGAAGAGAGAAGAAAAACUAUACACCGUGUUAUUUGGGUAAGGAGGGCGGCAGCCGUGUAUCAUACUACAUGUCGAUGGGCUUGCAUUAGAUGGAGUCGGGAGUUCAA